Messenger RNA from Dalotia coriaria, 1676 nucleotides. It is a transcript of the gene Tmx3, whose product is annotated as Thioredoxin-related transmembrane protein 3. Gene Ontology annotation, biological process: peptidyl-cysteine oxidation. The record is from RefSeq and is a predicted model, not a curated record. The transcript is spliced from 5 exons. Gene Ontology annotation, cellular component: endoplasmic reticulum. NCBI's taxonomy places the organism in Eukaryota, Metazoa, Arthropoda, Insecta, Coleoptera, Staphylinidae. Bases 282 to 1553 code for a protein of 423 amino acids. Gene Ontology annotation, molecular function: protein disulfide isomerase activity.
GUGUAUAUAUGAUCUGUCAACUGCUGAAGCUACUGCAAGUUCCAAAGCUAGUAAAACGAAUAUAAGUGCAACAAAUCAAUACCAUAGCAUACUACAAGUUAAUGCAAAUAAUAUUAAAUUAAGCGGUGGUAAUGUUUUUAAUACGUUAACAAAAGCAGCAAAAGUAAAAGUGCUUAAUCGAAUUAAAAACAUGUUCUUUAAUUAAGCCCACACAGCAUAAGUGUGGCAGUUUUCUUAUUUAGUAGUGCAAAUCGUUUUGAAAGUUGCUAUUAAACCAAAAAAUGCGCCUUACAUUUUUUAUAUUCACAGUGUUCUGCUAUGGACAGGCAUCCAAGGUUUUGGAAUUAAGUGAUAAAUUUUUGGAGGUUCGAAAAGAUGGUGGUCAUUGGUUAGUAAUGUUUUAUGCUCCUUGGUGUGGACAUUGCAAAAGAUUAGAACCUGUGUGGUCACAUGUAGCUCAGGCUCUAACAAAAACUAAUAUUAGAGUUGGAAAAGUUGAUUGCACCAGAUUUACGUCAAUGGCACAUGAGUUUAAAAUUCAAGGCUUUCCUACAAUCAAAUUCAUCAAGGGAAAUGAGGAUUUCACAUUUGAUGGUGACAGGACAAAGGAAGAUAUUGUUAAUUUUGGCAUUCGUUUAUCAGGUCCACCAGUCCAAGAACUCACAAGAACUGACAGCAUGAACAAUAUCAAGGCACUUCACAGUUUAUUUUUCAUGUAUGUGGGCCCUCAUGUUGGGCCCCUAUGGGAUGUCUACUAUGCCACUGCUGUUAAAAUGCAAGCUCAUGGCUUCUUUUUUUCUGCUAGCACUGAAAUAGCAAAACAACAUGUUGAUAUAGAUGAACUUCCAGCUGUUUUUGUCUACAAGGAAAGCCUGCAUUAUUUUUACUCUGUUGAUUCUGGCUACUCCAUAUCAGAGGCAGAACAUUUGAAUGCUACCUUAUACAACUGGAUUAAUGAGGAAAGGUUUGAAACAUUUCCAAAAGUCACAAGGGGAAAUAUUCAUGAGUUGAUGCAAACAAAAAAAUAUCUUGUAUUGGCUGUGUUAGAAGAGAACAAACUCCAAGAAUUGCCACAAGAAAUGAUCGAAUUUAAAGAUAUGGUCGAAUCUGUUAUACGGAAAAAGCGAGAUAAAUACCAUAAGAAUUUCCAGUUCGGAUGGGUUGGCAAUCCAGACCUUGCUAAUAGUAUUGCAAUGAGUACUUUACCUUUGCCGAAUUUAAUUGUGUUAAAUUCGACGACAAAUCAUCAUCAUAUGCUAGACGAUGAGCCGAUGCAAUUGACUGCUGAAAUUUUAGAUGUGUUCCUUGAAGGUGUACAAAACCAAAGCGUGCCUGUGUAUGGUGGCAACGGUUACACUGUUUCGUUAUAUCGAACAUAUUUUGAAACAAGAACUGGUUUGGCUUCAAUGUGGCAAGGAAAUCCAGUCCUCACCACAGUCCUGUUCGGGCUGCCGCUUGGAUUCUUGUCUUUGAUUUUAUAUUCAAUUUGCUGUGCAGACAUUUUAGAUGCUGAUGAAGAAGAAGAAGAAUUACAACAUGAAAAACAUGAAUAAAUCAAUACUCCCAUACAAAUCUAGUCAUAUAAUCAUUUCUUUGUGUUGAUGAGUAAUUAUUAAUGUUUAGAUGUGAUUUGAAGUGUUUACUAAGAACUAAAGUUAAUAAAGGAGUAAAUUUAA